Protomyces lactucae-debilis is the source of this 570-nucleotide messenger RNA. RefSeq lists its product as uncharacterized. Gene Ontology annotation, molecular function: calcium ion binding; enzyme regulator activity. NCBI's taxonomy places the organism in Eukaryota, Fungi, Ascomycota, Taphrinomycetes, Taphrinales, Protomycetaceae. The transcript is spliced from 4 exons. Gene Ontology annotation, cellular component: central plaque of spindle pole body. Gene Ontology annotation, biological process: spindle pole body organization. The coding region runs from base 107 to 538 and encodes 143 amino acids. The record is from RefSeq and is a predicted model, not a curated record.
UGUGUCAAGUCCACGGCGCAAGAGCACGAACCAAGGCCGCAUCCACGACACAACACAGCAACAAGACACAAGCCAGCGUGCCAGUGUUCCAGAGACUCUGCCCAUCAUGUCUAGCGAAAAUCUCACAGAAGAACAAAUCAGCCUGUUUGACAAGGAUGGCGAUGGCAACAUCACCACCAAAGAGCUCGGCACAGUCAUGAGAUCGCUCGGUCAAAACCCGACAGAGGCAGAGCUGCAAGACAUGGUGAAUGAAGUGGAUGCCGAUGGCAAUGGCACAAUUGAUUUCCCAGAAUUCCUCACAAUGAUGGCGCGUAAGAUGAAGGACACGGAUUCCGAGGAAGAGAUCAAGGAGGCCUUCAAGGUGUUUGAUGCGGAUGGCAAUGGUCAAAUCUCAGCAGCAGAGUUGAAGCACGUCAUGAUGAACCUGGGCGAGAAGCUCACAGACGAGGAAGUGAAUGAGAUGAUUCGGGAGGCGGAUGUCGAUAAUAGCGGCACCAUCAACUACGAGGAGUUUGUCAAGAUGAUGAUGGCCAAGUAAAGCUGCAGCCCUUAUUUUCGUGGUUGCGCUAC